Molecule: messenger RNA, 550 nt
Organism: Drosophila rhopaloa
Lineage: Eukaryota; Metazoa; Arthropoda; Insecta; Diptera; Drosophilidae
Product: cytochrome b5
Exons: 4
Coding region: 78-431 (117 amino acids)
Cellular component (GO): intracellular membrane-bounded organelle; membrane
Molecular function (GO): heme binding
Source: RefSeq, a predicted model, not a curated record
GGUCACACCAAAAAAUCCAGCUGAAAAAACUGAGGAACAACAGGUUCGCAGUUCGAUUUCGAGAGCAGGCAUUCAAAAUGAGCAAGGAAAUCCGUUUGGCCACCGUCAAGCAGCACAACAAGCCCACUGAUCUGUGGGUGGUCAUUGACAAUAAGGUGUACGAUGUGACCAAGUUCCGGCUCGAGCAUCCCGGUGGCGAGGACACCCUGGUGGAUGUAGCCGGUCGCGAUGCCACAAAAGAUUUCAAUGAUGUAGGGCAUAGCUCGGAGGCAAGGGAGAUGCUAAAGAAAUACUACAUUGGUGACCUUGAUGCCGCAGAUAUCCCCAAGAAAAGCCCAAUUAGCUGUCGCCAUAUCGCAUUGGCCCUGGGCGCCGCCUUCAUCGGCAUCUCGCUGGUCUAUGUGAUCCGACGCGGAGUGGCCAGGAACUAAUCUGCCGCCAAGGGAACCUGAAAAUCAGCUUCAUUCCGAGAUUCCAGAGAUUUUUUCCAACACAGAAGAACAUUUUCCAAACAUUUGAUACGAAAUAAAAUGUACAAAUUGCUUAUAUA